UCAGUUUGGUGGGCUAUUAUCAACGACUGACUAAUUACCCGUCCAGUCAUUCAUUGCGGGCGUUUCACUUUUCAGAUAUAUUCUCAUGUCUAAGCAUUAAAGCCUCCGAUCACGUGCUUCUCCUGCCUAGAGGUUAUCACCAGCUGCUCUUGCUGGCUGAUCAGUCUCAACUAUUAAGGUCAACUGCAGAUACAAUUACAAACGGAACAACAUUGUCACUUCAGCCCUAUGGUAUUUGCCGUUGAACAAAGGAUGCGUUUUUUAACGCCUCGUACCAUUUUUCUCACCUUUGAACUUAAACAUUGAAGGCGCAAAGUCGUAAGUAUCUAUAGCAACGAUAGCUCACGUCAGUUGCUUUGCCUUUUUUGUUGCGACUAGUUUUAUGUCCUGUUUCGUGUUGGAUCUCCAUGCUCAGACUGAGACACAGCAUUUGAGGGAAACACAUCAUUCUUUAAUUUUCUCCAAACUGCUACCAUCUACCAAAAAGGGAGUCAUGUACUUGCUCAAACUUGUUGGCAUUAUAGCCAUCUCUGCGGUGAUCAGUGCUGCAUGGGGGUCAGACCUCUGUCCCUCUCUGCCCGCCAUGAACUGUUCCUGCCCGUCAGGGUGGGAACUGUGGGAAAAGGCGUGCUAUCACCUUACUAGUUCAAAAAGUAAUUGGUAUGACGCUAACUCUGCAUGCCAGGAGAUAGGAGGCAAGAUGGCAGGUCCUCGUUCUAAUGACGAAAUGGAGUUCAUGGCAGAUGUUGCAAGACAGGACGACAGUAACUACUGCGCCUGGAUUGCUUGCAACGACAUUACAGUUGAGGGAAGUUGGUCUUGUGAGGGCCAAGGAGGAGAGCCAUUCCUGGAAUGGGGACAUGAUCAACCGGAUAAUUGGAACAUGGAUCAAAAUUGUGCUACAAUAGCUGCAAUGUUUAAUGACCGCAUGGACGAUGUGUCUUGUGCUGAUCCUCUUAAGGCUUUCUGCGUUCGUCAGGCUGUCUGCACUCCUGGCCAAACCCAACCCCGACGGUACUGCUUCUUUACCGACGCCCGCGGCCGCAUUCUCAACUCAACCUGCCUCCUCGACCACGUCAUCCGGGAACUUGGCACCGACAGCGCCAGCGCCUGUGACUCGGCCUGUAUCGAGGAGCCCGGAUGUCGCUCCUUUAACAUCAAGAAAAACAGAGACGGCAAAAAACUUUGCCAGCUGAACAACAGCACAAGCUCAGAGGACAAGGACAAGUUUCAAACUACCAGUUAUUUCUGUACCUACUCAGAGGUAUGCAUGGGCUAGACCGUGACUAUCUAAGAAAUGCAAACUACAAACCUCAUCUUGGACUUUAUAAAAACAAUUUUAAUUUGGCAUAUUUAACCUGGCGUGACAAUUUCUUGCAAUUAACACUUACUUACUAAUGAAAUAGCUGCAAAAAGGAAAAGAUAACCUCCCCCAAAAACAAACAAAAUAGGGGCGCCUUCUCUGUCCUUCGGCUACAUUUGACUUCGACAUUCUCAUAAGUGUGGUCUGCAAACCUGUAAAUUUAACGAAGCCUGAACUCAACUCAAAGAAGCCUGAACUCACUUAUUUGGAUAUUGCUUUUGAUGAAAACCAUUUUUGGAGAUCCUGCAUGUUUCUGGCUACGUUACAACCAACUUUAUGUUUCAGCGCCAAAGGAUCAAGGAGACUUUACGCUAGUAGCAUAAUAAGGUAGAGAGAGAAUUAAAACUUUGGCUUUAGUUUGAAAGCAAAGUAAUUACGAUCCGAAAAAAAUGCAAACCAUUAAAUUAUUUUGAAGCUUGAAUUUUCUCCGAUGCGACAAAGAAAUCAAAUAAGAUCAU
Acanthaster planci (crown-of-thorns starfish) is the source of this 1821-nucleotide messenger RNA. RefSeq lists its product as uncharacterized. NCBI's taxonomy places the organism in Eukaryota, Metazoa, Echinodermata, Asteroidea, Valvatida, Acanthasteridae. The record is from RefSeq and is a predicted model, not a curated record.